Messenger RNA from Lotus japonicus, 6334 nucleotides. RefSeq lists its product as uncharacterized. The coding region runs from base 642 to 6164 and encodes 1840 amino acids. Gene Ontology annotation, molecular function: ADP binding. The transcript is spliced from 8 exons. Lineage: Eukaryota; Viridiplantae; Streptophyta; Magnoliopsida; Fabales; Fabaceae. The record is from RefSeq and is a predicted model, not a curated record.
CUUUCUAAAGCUAAAUAAUUUUUUUGCUAGCAAUUUGUUGCGUAUUCCAUUGUAGCAAAUCUGCAGAUUUCUUGUUGUGAAUGAGAGGGAGAAAUUAGAUAGGAGUGAGUCAGAGGAGACUUUGGUAUGUGGAAAUGAAUGGAAAAUGGUAGGUUCCACGUUACUUUUUACUUCUCUGGAAUAAGUGAAGAAAGGUGUUCUUGAUUAGGUACUUUUUACUUAAACCAAACAAUAUUUCUUGUAGUGGGUUACCUUUGAAAAAUAAAAAGCAUUGAACAAAUGGGUCUUUAAUAUUAAGUUUUUGGGCCUGAAUUUUUGCCUAUCCAAACUAGUAGUGAAAUACAAAAUUUAUAUUGGACAAAUUGUCAAUGUUGUAGAAAAUUCAACCAAAUAAUUCACUAAAAACAAAAGACCAAGACUUGCUUUAUGGUCAACUCUGACCAGUUAAAUGUAACAACAUUGUGGGAUAAGUCUUUGUUGCUCCUGUUUGUUUCUUAGCUGUGUAGUAAUCAGAAUUCAAGGUUACUCUUGUUGCUGUUUUGGAGAUUGGAGCAAUUGGAGUACCCAUAAAGCUGUUGCCAAGCUUGUGCUGAAAGUUCGGGAAACAAGGCUAAUCAAUUUGCACAUAGUGGAGUAAAUUGAUGGAGUAUGUUUAUGGCUUUGCAUCUUCCAUUUCAAGAGAUUUGGUGUGUGGAGCAGUAGACCAGUUGCGAUACCCCUGCUGCUUCAACAACUUUGUUGAAGACCUUGCAAAGGAAGAGGGCAAUUUGAUCACAACAAGAGAUAGCGUCCAAGACCGUGUGGCACGAGCUAAGAAACAAACAAGAAAGACAGCUGUGGUUGUUGAUAAGUGGCUGAAGGAUGCUAACACUGACAUAGACUCUGUGGACCAGUUACUAAAACAAGCUAGAACAAAAAAAAGCUCAUGUCUUGGCCACUGUCCGGAUUGGAUUUGGCAAUACCGUCUAGGCAGGAAGUUGGCAAAGAAAAAAGGGGACAUCAAAACAUGCAUUGAAGAAGGUAGACAGUUUGUACAAAUUGAACGCCCUGCUUCACUUAGGGGAUAUUAUUUUUCUUCAGAAAAAUGCUGGGAAUUCAAUAGUAGAAAAUCUGCUUGUGAGGAUCUUAUGAAUGCACUGGAAGAAGAUGAGGUGACCGUUAUUGGCUUGUAUGGGAUGGGGGGUUGUGGUAAAACCAUGUUGGCAAUGGAAGUAAGGAGGAGAGCAAGUCAUCUUUUUGAUCGAGUGCUUUUUGUGCCUGUGUCCAGCAUGGUACAGGUCCAAAGGAUCCAAGAAAAAAUUGCAAGCUCGCUGGAGUUUGAAUUCCAAGAGAAGGAUGAAGUAGAGAGAUCCCGACGCCUGUGCAUGAGGUUAAAUCAAGAAGAAAGGUUCCUUGUCAUUCUGGAUGAUGUGUGGCAAAUGCUUGAUUUUGAAGCCAUAGGGAUUCCUUCUAAAGAAGGUUGUAAGGUUCUCAUCACCACUCGAUCUGAAGCAGUUUGUACUUUGAUGGAUUGCCAAAGAAAGGUUCACCUAUCAACCUUAACCAAUGAUGAGACUUGGGGUCUUUUCGAAAAGCAAGCACUCAUAUCUGAGGGCACUUCUACCGCAGUGAAGCAUUUGGCAAGAGAAAUUUCAGAUGAAUGUAAAGGAUUGCCUGUUGCCAUUGUAGCUGUGGCUAAUAGCUUAAAAGGCAAAACCGAGGUGGAAUGGAGGGUUGCAUUGGAUAGAUUGAAAAGUUCAAAACCGGUGAAUAUUGAAAAUGGUUUCCAAAAUCCUUACAAGUGCUUGCGGUUGAGCUACGAUAAUUUGCAUAUGGAAGAAGCCAAGUCCCUUUUCCUGUUGUGUUCUGCAUUUCCUGAGGAUUGUGAAAUUCCAGUUGAACUUUUAACUAGAACAGCGAUAGCGCUAGGCUUGGUUGGAGAAGUUCGCUCAUAUGAAGGGGCAAGGAAUGAAGUGACUGCAGCUAAAAAUAAGCUCAUAAGUUCUUGUUUGUUGUUAGAUGUUGAUGAAGGAAAGUGUGUCAAAAUGCAUGACCUAGUCCGCAAUGUUGCCCAUUGGAUUGCACAGAAUGAGAAUAAGUUGAUUAAGUGCGCACUGGAAAAGGAUACGACUUGGGAACAUACUUCAGCACGGUAUCUAUGGUGUGAGAAUUUUCCAAAUAAUUUGGAUUGUUCCAACCUUGAGUUUCUAGUUCUACACAUGCUCAAAGAUUCUGAACUAUCGGAUGAAGUUUUCAAAGGAAUGAGAAUGCUCAAAGUUUUAUUCCUUUACAACAAGGGUAGGGAGAGAAGGCCACUGUUGUCAACUUUAUUAAAAUCACUGACAAAUCUUUGUUGCAUGCUCCUACAUAACUGGGAAUUAGGUGACAUUUCGUUUGUGGGAGAUAUGAAGAAACUUGAAAGUCUUACAUUGUGUGAUUGUUCCUUCCUUGAAUUACCUGAUGUGGUUACACAAAUGACAACCUUGAGAUUGCUGGAUUUGUCGGAAUGUGACACAAAAAGGAAUCCUUUUGAGGUGAUUGGAAGACACCCGAAACUGGAAGAACUCUACUUCACUGAUCGCAGAUCAAAGUGGGACAAUGUAUACACAGCUGAAUUUUUCAAAAGUUUUAGUGUCCCCCAAGUAUUGCACAGGUAUCAAAUAAAACUAGGAACGAUGUUUGCAGGUUUCCAGCAAGAGUUUCUCAAUCAUCACAGAACUUUGUUUCUCAGUUAUUUGGAUACAUCUAAUGCAGCUGUUAGGGAUUUGGCCAAGAAAGCAGAGGUUUUGUGGAUAGCAGGUAUUGAGGGAGGUACUAAAAAUAUCAUCCCAGACAUGGAAGGAGAAAGUAUGAAUCAUUUAAUUGAGCUUCUGGUAUGUGAUUCUGAAGGGGUAGAGUGUUUGGUUGACACUAGCAAUCAUUGGAGCGAGGUUGGAGCUCUCUUCCCCAAGUUGCAUUGGCUAAGAAUUGAGCGCAUGCAGCAUUUAGGAGCUUUACACCAUGGUCCUCUUCCUCUUAAUGGACAUUUUCAGAAAUUAGAGGAUCUAUAUAUAAGUCAUUGUCCAAAGCUGACGUGUCUUGAUGUUGCUCUGAAUCUGGUACAACUGAAGAAACUAGAAAUAUUAUCCUGUCCUACACUUAGGCAUAUACUGGCUGAUGAUGAGAUAAGUACAGAUGAUCACAAGUUGUUGUUUCCCAAAUUGAAAAAGCUCCAUGUGAGAGAGUGUGAAGAGCUUGAAUAUAUAAUCCCAAUCACUUUUGCUCAAGGCCUUGCACAGCUGGAGUGUUUGGAAAUUGUAUGCAAUCGUAAGUUGAGAUACGUGUUUGGCCAAUGCGCAGGUCAAAAUGAACUCAAGAUUGAGCUUUCUUCCCUGGAAGAACUUACACUUGUUAAGUUGCCAAAUAUCAAUAGCAUUUGCCCGGAAGAUUGUUAUCUAACAUGGCCAUCUCUGCGGCAGUUCAAUUUGCAAAAUUGUCCAGAGUUUUUCAUGGCGUCUGUUAAUACUUGCAUGGCUUUGCAUAACAAUCAGAUAACCGCUGAAGCUUCACAUCUAACCGUUCAAAGUGUGAAAGAAGUUCGAGUCAGCGACUGCGAGCUAGAUGGUAUCUUUCAGCUGGCAGGACUAUCCAUUGAUGGAGAGCAGGAUCCAUUGACAUCAUGUCUAGAAAUAUUGUAUUUGGAGAAUCUACCUCGGCUUAGGUACUUAUGCAGAAGCGAUAUAGAAUCCACAAACCUCCAAUUCCAAAAUCUUCAACAAAUUCAGGUGACUGGAUGUAGAAGAUUGAAAUCUAUCUUCUCCUCUAGUAUGGCUGGAGGCUUACCUCAAUUGAAAGAGCUCAAGAUAGAAAGUUGCAAUCAACUAGAUCAAAUCAUUGAGGAUGAGGGCACUCUAUUUCCAUCAGGCUCGUAUAAUCUUCCCAGCCUCACAAGGUUAACAAUAAAGUCAUGUUCAAUGUUGGAUUCAUUGUUCACAACAUCCACUGCUAAAACCUUGACUUCAUUGGAAGAAUUGAUGAUACAAGAUUGCCAUGGUUUAAAGCAUUUGCUAACUUGUGGAAAAGAUAAAAAGGAAGAAACAGUUCAGGAUGAUAUGUCAAUGCUCUCUAGUUUGAAAAAGCUGAGUAUUAUGAAUUGCCACUUGCUGCAGUAUAUACUACCCGUCUCAUUUGCCAGAGGCCUGGCUAAAUUGGAGGCUAUAGAAAUUACAGAGACUCCUGAGUUGAGAUCUGUGUUUGGUGAAAACAUUCAUUCUUCUCAUCAGUACCAAAACAAGUUCCAAAUUGAGCUUCCUGUUUUGGAAAAAGUCACACUCUGCAGUAUAUGCUCAUCUUUGCAACUGCUUGGCAUGAACAAUGUCGGACUUUCUAUAAAUAAUCUGUUGGUUGAUUCAAAAGCAAUGCAUUCGGAUCAUAGUUCUAAAACGGAUGCUGGUGAAGGGGAAACAAGUAUGACAAUUCAGAGAAAGUUAAUAUCAGUUUGUAUUGAGAACGGUUCCAAAAUUGAAGGCAUUUUUCAUCUAAAGGGGGUUCCAGUCAAUGGACAACAAGUGACCUCAUGGUUAGAAGACCUAAAAUUGGCUAAUUUACCAGAGCUAAUGCACAUAUGGAUGGGUGUCAAACAUCUUGUGAGGCUUCAGCAUCUUCAUAAAGUGCACAUUUUCAAUUGUCCAAAACUAAAGUUUGUCUUCUCUUCCUCUGUCUUGAGAACCCUACCUUUAUUGAAGAUCCUAGUGGUAGAACAAUGUGAGGAAUUGGAACAAAUCAUCGAGGACGAUGAAGAAAAUGACAAUGUCCCAAAUCCUCAAUCCCCAAAAGCAUGCUUCUCACAGUUAAAAUUCCUUCUUGUCACGCACUGCAACAACUUGAAGCAUCUCAUGUACAUGUCCACACCCCACCACAAGUUUCCAGAACUUGAGUAUCUGAUCCUAAAUCAAGACUCUCAUCUAGUGCAAGUGUUUGAGGCUGAACCAGGUGUGAAACAAGGGAAGGUGGAAACUUUGUUUCCAAAACUGAAACAUGUAAUGUUAACACAACUACCAAACCUCAAUAACAUAUGUCAUGGGAUUGAGUUUCAGACCCUUCCUAAUCUUCUUAUCCACAAUUGUCCAAGACUCUCAUUUACUUCAACAACAACUCUUGAGGACAUGCUACAAAUAUCUGAUCCUGAUGAGGAAAUUGAUUUCUAUCUCCGUCUUCACUUACACGACAUAAGUGGUAGCAUAACAAAGAAAGGAAACAAAGGGACUCAAGACUUUCAAUCGUUGGAGCAGAAACUGACACCCAUUCCUUUAUUGAAGUUGACCGAGCAGUUGGGUGACGAACAAUCAAUGGAUGAGGCAUGUUUGACAAACCAACAAAAGCAACUUGGAGAAUCUAUCAUUAACAGUGGUGUUGAAGAGGAAACCCCAUCAAAGAAUGCCAAUAUAGUAUAUUCAUCAAUUUGUUCCGAAUCCUCUAGCUCACUAGUCACUUCUCAACUUAAAUUAUGUCCGCAUAGUGGAAUAAGCCUCAGUCAGACUGAGACAGACACAAACAAAGAAAGUGAAGACCAUCCUAUAAACCUUGGAGACUUGUGUGUUUCUGAAAUGGCUGCAGAGAAUCCUUCCACCAAAGAUAACUUAGUUGCAAAGGCCCUUGUUGACCUUGAAGAGUCUCUAAAGAUGCCUCUGAAGGACAUAGCUAGGUCCGAGGUGAACAGCAUUCGCCUUCUGACGGCGCUUAAGUUCUUGUCCCACCUUCCAUUAAAAGAUGUAGCUAUAUCAGAUGGACUUAAAACUAUAAUAGACUCUAUGCAUGACAAACUUCCAAUCAUUCUAUGUUCCUUCAAGCAAGCAUUGGUUACCACUGACAAAUUUGCUCAUCAAAAUGAGGCAUCCGUUACUACCCUUGUUUCGAAAAUUUCUAAGGCAAAUGAUUUUUUGGAUGAAGCUCAACAGAAGGAAGAAAUUUUGAAGGAAGAGAUUGUUCGGUUGAAGAAAGAAAUGAAAGAUCGUGAGGAUGACCUAUCAUCUCUUCAGGAGGAAAAGAAGAAGUGCAUUCAAGAAACUAUAGGGUACAAAAGGGAGUUUCAAAUGGUGGAAGAUCAAAGAAAAUCUCGGCAUGAAUUAUUUGAGGUGGACUAUAAAUGGUCUGCUCUAUGUUGCCAAUUUCAGCACAACCGCAUUGUUGAUAGAAAUCAAUGUUAAGUAUUUUCCUAGAUUUAGCGUGUUUGGAUUUGUGUUGUCAGAAUUGAUUCGGAUAUCAUAUAGUUGAUUAUAGUAAAAUUGAGUUGAAAGUCAAGUGCUUGGAUGGAUUUAUGAGAAAAUUGUUUUUAUUGAGUAUUGUUGUGAAAUUCUAUAAUUGAUUAUGUUUACCA